Electrophorus electricus (electric eel) is the source of this 3604-nucleotide messenger RNA. It is a transcript of the gene dnajc5ab, whose product is annotated as DnaJ (Hsp40) homolog, subfamily C, member 5ab. Lineage: Eukaryota; Metazoa; Chordata; Actinopteri; Gymnotiformes; Gymnotidae. The record is from RefSeq and is a predicted model, not a curated record. Gene Ontology annotation, cellular component: membrane; intracellular membrane-bounded organelle; presynapse. Gene Ontology annotation, biological process: regulation of synaptic vesicle cycle.
CUCCACCACUUUUCUAAAAUGAAGUAAUACUUUGUUUAAUUCUGCGGGAAAGCGGUAGAGCGCCCUGAUAAGUUAUACUGAGGCAUUUCGAAAACGGGGUUCUUCAGCGAGUUUACGCCCGUUCUCCUUUACGUCACGAGACACUUCUUUCCUCGUGAGGUCUUUCUCGCGCACGAUUCCUCAAAUACAUUCAGCUGCAUAUUUCUAUACUUGAGCAGUUUCUGUACAAAGUUACAUUCGUCUCUUAAAGAGACAGCAGUGAGUGUGUGGGGGAGUGUGCAUGUGUUUGUGUGUGUGUGUGCGCGUGUGCAAGUAAUGGCAGACCCACAAAGGCAGCGUUCUUUAUCCACAUCAGGGGAAACACUCUACCAGAUCCUAGGAGUCACUAAGAGUGCCUCACCAGAGGACAUCAAAAAAUGCUAUCGGAAACUUGCGCUGAAGUUCCACCCGGACAAGAACCCCAAUAACCCAGAAGCAGCAGAGAAGUUCAAGGAGAUCAACAACGCACACACUAUCCUCUCCGACCCCACCAAGCGCAACAUCUACAACCAGUACGGCUCCCUCGGCCUCUACGUGGCCGAGCAGUUUGGUGAGGAAAGCGUCAACACAUACUUUGUGCUGUCCACCUGGUGGGCCAAGGCACUGUUUAUAUGCUGUGGCAUUGUUACCGGCUGCUACUGCUGCUGCUGUCUGUGCUGCUGUUUUAAUUGCUGCUGUGGGAAAUGUAAGCCGCAGCCUCCUGUCGGCCAUGAGCACGACUUUUACGUCUCCCCCGAGGACCUGGAGGCUCAGAUGCAGUCAGAUGAGAGAGACGGUGAGCCUAUCCUGGUUCAGCCCUCCUCGGCCACCGAGACCACUCAGCUGACGUCAGACAGUCCACAAGCCAGCUACCAGACAGACACUGGCUACAACUAGAACUUCCCAGCACCGUACCCUCGACCCCCCCAUACCCCUCCCUCCUCCCUCCCCUUCUCUCCUGUGGGACCACCUGACCAGCAGGGGGAGCGUCACUUCAUGCACUGCACAACAGCCGCCAAGCCAGUGAAGGGGAGGAAGAGAAAGAGGGGCCGAAGGAGCGGACAGGUUCUUGUCUGCCUCCGCUGCCAAAGCUCUGUGCAUGCGAGGGCACAUCUCUGUGCAGAAAACAAAUGACACCACUCUUUCUUUUGCCCGCUUAACUCCUUCACUCCUAUAUGUAAUGCAACAACAGCCUGUGAGACAUGUUUCUUGUAGACAGUGCCCCAAACAGCCCUGCUUGCUCUCGUAAUAGCAUUUUAUGCCAUUGAAGGAGAUCACAUCUGAACUACGCAUUGUUGAUUUGAUUGAGUUUUUCACAAAUAAUGUGCAAUGCAUUGCAUUUGGACAUAUUAUGUAUCACUGGUUUACUUUAACCUACACUGGAAUGACAGUCGUGUUUCCAUUGCCCCAGUAUUCAGUUCAGGUUCUUUAGAUGAUUUUGCAAUAAUCGAACACUCGGAAACUAUAAAACUUUGCUCUUCCUGGCAUGUGUGUCAGUGUGGCAAAGGCAAAAAUUUGUACUGUUUUUACUGUUUUAGUUUCAACAUCCUCUAUAGUAGUUUUGGUGUUUGACGGUUUUAGCAAAGGCCCAGUGCAUACGCUGUCUCUCUGAAACCAGUAGCACAUACAUCUGUUGGCAUGUGUCCAUACACUGACCUCUCCAAAAACAAACAAACAAACAAAAAAGCCCAGGUGAAAGAAAUUACUACAUGCAUCAGAUUCAAAUCAGCAAUUGUGGAUUUCACAAGAAUUUUGUUCAGUGCACAUAACACUUUCAGUUCAGUGCUUUUCAUGGAAGCAACAUUGUAUUAUGCAGUUUUGGGCUGUGUGCGUGCAUGCGUGUUUGCUGCUAGUGGCAGUGAGCAGUCCCACACAGCACAUGAUUUCACGCUGCAGAACUGGGUCUCUGAGCCUCUUAUGCAGUGUCCAUGUGCAUCUUUGACUCCGACAGAAAUCUAGUGCCUUCCAUCAUGACCUUGUUACCACUUCUUUCUGUAUAAUAAAACAAGGGAUCAGUUUCCUAAAUCUGGAUUUCUAGGAAUUUUAAAAUUUAUUCCUGAUUAUUGUGAGGGGCACUAUUAUUCUAGAAAAUGCCUAAUAAGUCCUUAAUGUUGAAGUAUGUGUGUGUUUCUUGUUGGUUAUGUAUGUGAUUUCAUCUUCUAUGCUUGGCUGUGACGGCAUUAAUCCUUACCUUCCUAUAUACAACCAUGUCUGCUUCCCAGUGAACAGACCAACAACUACUUGUUGUUUCAUUACCAAUGCAUUACAAUUAAUUUACCUCUUAUUAAAUUAUAGAUCCUUAAAGCUAUAUUCACACAUUCAGAGCUAACUACGCAUAUCUCAGAUAUGCAUUCGGUUUGUAUAACCUUGAUGUAUGUGGAUAGAGGUGUGCAUAAAUAAUGUGUUCAUUACUGCCGCUCAACCACAUUAGCCAGUCAGGACUUUGCUGCCGUAUCGGCGCACAGCCACUCCUAGCCCUGUAGGCUGUCUCAUGCUUUGCCAAUCUGUUUCCCAAAAGCUUCAUAGCCAUCUCUCCAUCAUUUAACUGUGUAAUUUGUGUUGCAAUGCUUUUGGGAAAACUUGCCCCGAUCUCCUUGGAUACACUUCAUUCUUUGGGCAUUUACUGUGCUAAGUAAAUCUGUAUUUACAGUGUGUUCUUUUUAGCAGAAUACACCGCAGUACACUUUGGUUGAAACCUUUGUUUGUUAAUGAGGGGUGAGUUUUACCACUUUUAAAUGGUUCCUAUAGGAGGUGGUGAGUCUAAAGGAGUGUUUUUGCUUAUACCAUGGAGGGAAAUUGAAAGUUUUAGUUUUAUUUUGAACAAUUCUAAAUCAUUGUUUAAUCUGUGUAUGAAUGUUUUCUGAAAUUGCAUACAUGUGCGAGUGAAUGAGGCCAUUUUGUGUAGUCUUGAGAAAGUUUAAUUGUGUUUGUGUAGAUUUUAAUUGUGAGUACAUUUUACAUUUUCUUUAGUUUCUUAAAUGUAUUUUAUGUUUAAAAGGUUAGGAUUACAUUGAGGGUAGUAAAUAAGAUGAUAUAUAUUACUUUAUUUAAUGUUUUCAUUUGCUGUAUUCUCAGAAACUAUACUUCACUAAAUUGACUCCUAAUAUGACAGCAUCACAACUUGCACAAGGAAAUGUGACCUCUCAGAUCUACGUGUUCUGGUUCAAAUGUACCCUCCUGGUUUUUAUUUUGUACAUGUAUAUUUUUUUGCAAGUUAAUUUGUCUACAGGGUGAAAGAUCUGUUGUGCAACUUUCUCACAGUAGUCUGUGUGAAGGCAAUGUCUAAAAAGAAUCAUGCAAUCAUCUCCAAAUAUUCUUAUAGAAAUGUUACAAUAAUAGUGGAAAUAUAGUGAUAAGGUAAUAUUACUAUUAUAUUUAAUUUAUUUUCUUAUGUUUUAAUUAAUAAAUUACUAGCUCAAAUAAUGUGUCAGUGGAUGUGGCUAUUGAAUGGCUGAAUUCUUUGCACUGUCUAGAUAAAAUUGUUAAUUUGAUAUUUUUCUGUUGUAGUAUAAAUACUGUGUGAGAGGCAGUUUACAUGGGAAUGUCAUCUUGCUGUUGUACAAUUAAAAGUUUUAAAGCCAAGUGA